Messenger RNA from Strongylus vulgaris, 714 nucleotides. The record is from the annotation of a GenBank genome assembly. NCBI's taxonomy places the organism in Eukaryota, Metazoa, Nematoda, Chromadorea, Rhabditida, Strongylidae.
AUGCCUGAGCCAGAGGCCCCACAAUAUGGCAAGCCUACGUUUACACAACCACUUCAAAGCAUUGCCGAUAUCCCAGAAGGUGGUGUGGCUCUACUGGAGGCCCGGGUUACCCCAGUCAACGAUCCCAACCUCAAGAUUCUGUGGUUCUUCAACGAUUCACCCUUGCAAGACUCGAAUUGGAUUGCAACAAACAACGAUUUUGGAAAUGUUUCCCUACGAAUUGCCCCAUGCCAUGCUCGUCAUACUGGAGUUUACUCUUGUAAGGCUGUUAACGACCAAGGAGCCGCAGUCACUAGUGCAUCAAUCAGCGUACAAGGCACAGAGGGGUUGCUGCUCGACACCGCUCAUCCAGAAUCGCUCCAGAAGAUUAGAGAAAUGGAAUCUAUGGAUAAGUUCGCUCGCUUGGAAGCACCAGAAAGAGAAUAUGGUAAACCACAAUGGAUUCAACCGUUUGAGAAUGUCGAAAACGUUCCCGAAGGACAAGUUGUCGAGCUUCACGGUCUCGUUGAACCAUCUGGUGAUCCUAACCUUCGUGUUGAUUGGUUGCUUAACGGAAAACCACUUAUGAACGCUAAUCGAUUCCGACAGGAACUUGACUUUGGAAAUGCUAUUUUGACUAUCGUACACACACUUCCGCAUGAUUCCGGCGUCUACACUUGCCGAGCUUAUAACCUGGCUGGAGAAGCUAGCACUAGCGCUACGGUUAAGAUUGAC